This is a messenger RNA of Strigops habroptila (Kakapo), 5776 nucleotides long. RefSeq names its product beta-transducin repeat containing E3 ubiquitin protein ligase (gene BTRC). Lineage: Eukaryota; Metazoa; Chordata; Aves; Psittaciformes; Psittacidae. The transcript has 14 exons. Gene Ontology annotation, molecular function: protein dimerization activity. Bases 1249 to 2769 code for a protein of 506 amino acids. The record is from RefSeq and is a predicted model, not a curated record.
GGUAGUCCCUGGGAGUGCAUUUCUCCGUGUAUUAUAUCUCGUCCGCAGCAGUGUUUUGCUGGGCUGUGUACGCAAAAUACUGCAUGUCAUCUCCUGUCAAACGCUUCAGUCCAGGGAUUUGGUAUGCGUCGUAGCAUGUUGUGUUUAAUGGUGGAGGAGGCUUCAUGGGGAGAGUUAAAUAGUAAUAAUUUCAUAGUGGUCUUUAAGACAACCUGCCAUGGAAUUAUAUUCUGUUAAUUACAGGCUGAAGUUUUGAAUGAAAAUCAGAUUUAAAAGGAUCUCGUUACAGACAGUAGCCAUUUUAGGAAAAAUCAGCUACGGAAGGCAGAGCCCCUUUACAGGAAUCUCCUGUUCGAGGGAAAUUUUAAAGGUUACAAGAGCUGUGAGCUUGGGUUUCCUGGCUUCUCUUCCCAGCACUUCCAAUGUCAUUAUGUGACCUUGGGCAAAUAAAUAUUUUACCUGUUUGUGGAGGGGGGGUGGGGGGGGAUAGACACAGUUUUUAUCUCACCAAGAUUGAUCUAUUUGUGCUUUGGAGACUUAAGCACUUCACAUCUUACCUUGUUCAAAGGAGAGACCCCUGCAUGCGAGCACAAGCACUUUUGGUGAGUCUGGCUACAGUCUGUGAAGGAAGGCUUGCCUGCAGGAUUUGAACAUUUUCCCUGAUGGAAGGGAGUUUGUAUGGCUUUUCAGCUCUCUGUAUGCUGGUUUUCUUCACUUCUUUCACCCUAACAAAUUCCAUCGUUCCUCUACUACAUAUCAAGUACAGUUACUGCAGAUCUUUAAUAUUCCCAGUGUGUACACCCAACUUACCGUCUGGAUACCAAAUGCUUCUUUCCAGGUCUGUGCCUGAUAUGUGCAUUUCAGUAACCACGAGAGGGUGCUCAGAGCAGUGCCUCCCUUUGUCUGCCUCUCUUGCGGCCGAGAGCAUCACUGAAGUCCUGCUGAAGCAAACCUUAUUCUGACCUCACACAUGUUUAUCCCUCCUCCCACCUCGUUCAGCAAGGAGAAAUAUAUAGGUGUACCGUUUCAGUCGAUUACGUUAUGCUCUUCCCAUGACCAUGGCUAAGUGUUGCCCUAUCAGGUGAAAUUCACUUCUACGCAGCUACAAAUUCCUCUGAGAGAGAAGACUGUAAUAAUGAUGAGCCCCCUAGGAAGAUCAUUCCCGAGAAGAAUUCACUUAGACAGACCUACAGCAGCUGUGCCAGACUGUGCUUAAACCAGGAAACAGUAUGUCUAGGAAGCACUGCUAUGAAGACUGAAAAUUGUGUGGCCAAAACAAAACUUGCCAAUGGCACUUCCAGUAUGAUCGUGCCCAAGCAAAGAAAACUGUCUGCAAGCUAUGAGAAGGAGAAGGAACUCUGCGUCAAGUAUUUUGAGCAGUGGUCCGAGUCUGACCAGGUGGAGUUUGUGGAGCACCUCAUCUCCCAGAUGUGUCACUACCAGCAUGGACAUAUAAACUCAUACCUCAAACCCAUGCUACAGCGGGACUUCAUCACUGCACUGCCAGCUCGGGGAUUGGAUCACAUUGCUGAGAACAUUCUGUCAUACCUGGAUGCCAAAUCAUUGUGUGCUGCUGAGCUGGUGUGCAAGGAGUGGUACCGGGUGACGUCGGACGGCAUGCUGUGGAAGAAGCUCAUCGAGAGAAUGGUCAGGACAGACUCCCUGUGGAGGGGCUUGUCAGAGAGGAGAGGAUGGGGACAAUAUCUGUUUAAAAAUAAACCUCCUGAUGGGACUGCACCACCCAACUCAUUCUAUAGAGCACUUUACCCCAAAAUUAUACAGGACAUAGAGACAAUAGAGUCAAACUGGAGGUGUGGAAGGCACAGUUUACAGAGGAUCCACUGCCGAAGCGAGACAAGCAAAGGAGUUUAUUGUUUACAGUAUGAUGACCAGAAGAUAGUAAGUGGCCUACGAGACAAUACUAUCAAGAUCUGGGAUAAGAAUACAUUGGAAUGCAAGCGAAUUCUCACCGGACACACGGGUUCUGUCCUGUGCCUCCAGUACGAUGAACGGGUGAUCAUUACUGGAUCUUCAGACUCAACAGUCAGGGUGUGGGACGUGAAUGCAGGCGAGAUGCUGAACACACUGAUUCACCACUGCGAAGCAGUACUGCACCUCCGCUUCAAUAACGGCAUGAUGGUGACAUGUUCCAAAGACCGUUCCAUUGCUGUGUGGGACAUGGCUUCACCAACAGACAUCACCCUGAGGAGGGUGCUAGUAGGGCACCGAGCUGCUGUCAACGUAGUGGACUUUGAUGACAAGUACAUUGUAUCAGCAUCAGGUGACAGAACUAUAAAGGUAUGGAACACUAGUACCUGCGAAUUUGUGCGCACCUUAAAUGGCCACAAACGAGGCAUUGCAUGUCUGCAGUACAGAGACAGGCUAGUAGUGAGCGGCUCUUCAGAUAAUACUAUCAGACUGUGGGAUAUCGAGUGUGGGGCAUGUUUACGAGUACUGGAAGGCCAUGAAGAGUUGGUGAGAUGCAUACGCUUUGAUAACAAGAGGAUAGUCAGUGGGGCAUAUGAUGGGAAAAUUAAAGUAUGGGAUCUCGUGGCUGCUUUGGACCCCCGUGCUCCAGCAGGGACCCUCUGCUUGCGAACCCUUGUGGAGCAUUCUGGAAGAGUCUUUCGACUUCAGUUUGAUGAGUUCCAGAUCGUCAGCAGCUCACAUGAUGACACCAUCCUCAUCUGGGAUUUUCUGAAUGACCCAGCCGCCCAAGCAGAAUCCACUCGUUCCCCGUCCAGAACAUACACCUACAUCUCAAGAUAAAUAACACUACACUGUACCUCACACUCGCACAGGACUCAUUUAAGCUGCAGUAUUUAAAUGCCAGGACAAAAGAACUAUCCACGUAACCAAUACUUGCUGAAGAGAGAGGCUCUCAGACUUGUUUCUGGAACAAAGUUGGCAUGCGGUUGAUCUCAGACAGGGUCUACUCAGCGCGGCUGACUGCUAAAGUGCUGCUAUAUCAGAAGAUGUCUUUUAUCUUUCAUGAACAGUUAACAUUUUUAAGCCUUCCCAUACCUUUCCUCCCCUGUCCCGCUCUUCCUGUUCACUCCUCUUCCCUUUACCCUGUUUGGUUCCCCUCCAAACCCAGUCACAGAUGUCCUAUGAAUAUAUUUAAGAUGUUGCCAGAAUGUGUUGCUUUGCUGUUAAGCAGAAGACUUAUAGCCACAGUGCAUCCUGCUGAGAAAGUCACUUCAGGGUGGGUGGGAGGGUGGGUGGGGAGAAGGCUGCUACUCUCAGACUGAAAUCAAUAUCCAUUGCUAGGCCUUUGAAAAAGCAUUCAGCUUUGAAGAGCAACAGAAACACUUAUAAAGAGCCAGACCAUCCCCUCCCCCCUCGACUUCCCUGCGGCUUUUGGCUGUUCUGACUGCAGACCUAUUUUUUGUGGAGAGAGGACCCUUGAAAUUUUACCAUUAUGAGCCAAAUCCAUCUCUUUCCUCUCCUGCCUGCUAUGCUAACCCUUCGGAAGCUGGAUGUGUAUUGUAGACUCCCUUAGCAUCUGCUUGGCUGGGGAAUGCUAGUCAGUGAAAAGUUAAACUCUCUUCUGCUGAAGUCCCAAGCAUGAUGGACUGAGUCUGAGAUCCCGUCCACUCCCACCCCAGAUGAAAUGUUGGCCCAGGGCAGUAUUUCACUAGCAAAGGGGUUGUCUGCACCAUCUUCCUCCUGCGCUUCUCCUUGAAGACAGUGUGUUGCUGAUGGCUUAGGAAUCAUUCUGUAGAUUGGAGGAAGUUUGAGGCUGGGGUGAGGAGGAAAGCUGGACAUUGCACCUUUCUUUCCAUGCCUUCUCCUCUUAGAGAGGCUUCAGCUGGGUGCUGGAAGAAGGAGCUGCUAAACACCUUGUGAGCUCUCAAGAUCUAGCCACCCUAGAGUCGAGACACUACCCAAACCCCCUGGCCAUGACAAUAAGACUUUGCUCACAUGAAUGAGCAAAUGCACAUUCAGUACAGUCAGUACAGUUAGCGGUGGCUUGAGGCUACUUCUGCAGCAUUUCUGGGACAGGCCUUGGUAGAAAGCCUUUGGAGGGAGAGCCUUUGGUGUGCUUCUCUAACCUGUGUGCAUGCUGCAUUGCGGUCUAGGGGCACGGGCUGAUUAGUCCUUUUGCUGAUAGGUGAGCUGGAUCUUUGCUUUCUAGAUGAGACUUUUGCAAAUUGCCAUUGUUUAGAAGAUAAAAAGAGCCCUAAAGAGGAGGGGCAUGAGAAACAAUUCUCUGUGUGUCUGAACUAGACGAAGAGGUCUAGGGGAAAACAGCUUUUUUUACAGAGCUGGAAGGAAUUGCAGCAGGCCUGCAUUUAGAUCAGGAAAGACUUGUAAAUCAGUCCCUGGCCAUUCCAGGUUUGGGCCCAGAAAUUCCACUGUAGGUUUUGAAUAACCCCCACUGCCUUAGUAGGGGGUUGCUCCAGUGCCACAGUAGGAAAUCAGGGCCCUUCAUCUUGGGCUGGAGGGGUUUUAAACAGGCUUUAUUAACACCUCUAAACUUGGAACUUAGCAAGUGGGAAAUUUUUUCAAGCUAUUCUCAUCAACUUCACUUUGCUGGGGAAGCAGUUGCAUUGUUUCUAAUUGCUUGGGAUGCGCUUUUUCCACCAAUCAAAUUUUGCAAGGAGCUGGGCCAGGAGUCCCCAAAGAGCAGUCCAGAGGGGUUAAAUCGUUUUGGUGGCAGGUAGGACAGACAAGAAGGCAGUGGAGUUACAGAGGAAGGGAAAGCUUGUGCUUGGGGAGUACUUAGUGCAGUUUCUGAAGCAUGUGGGCAGCAGUGUUGAGCACUGAGCUCCCUGGAUUUUCGUUGAGCCUGGAGCCUACAUCAGUUCUAAGGAGAGUCUUGGAGCAUGUGGUGACGCUCCUGGUUUCUGUUUGAAGUAUUACUGUUAAACGGUCAGACAGGUUAACAGCUUGACCCUGUUCAGGUAACAGCAGCAGUGUGACUUACCGCUGCAGAGUCAUAGAAGUUCUGAGCCACAGUGCUAAGUUCAUCCACAACUAAUUUUGGCACUACUUUUAAGUCUAGGAAGGCUGUUUUGGAUUUCAGGCAGCUCUACAUGUCAAGCAUACUGCAGUCCCAAAGCCAAAGCGGCAAGGGAGCAGAGAGAAUCAAAGUUUACAUCCCAGACUUUGCUGAAGUUCUGAGUCUUAAUUUUAUUUGAACACUGUUCCUCUAGGUUCAGUUAUUACAAGGUCUGCAGCAUGGUUGCACAUCAGCAGGAGUUUAUAUGACCUUGGCUUCAGAUUUAAUAGUUCUUUUCCUCAGUUUGGUCAUCCUCUGUCUUUUACAUGUAGAUUACUGUAGAAAAUGGGGAUCUUACGCCAGCCUCUGAAGGCUGCAGAACUUCUUAAUAUUUUCCUUGCGUCUUUGUGGCUAGCACCUACAAGGAUGCAUUUUAUUUUGCUAGUUGAGAGAAUUUGAAGAAGCGGAAGACUGGCUGGCCAAACACAGAGACAACACUGCAGUAGAUUGUCCUUGGUUGUCAUUGCCCUGCUGCUCCAUGCUGGUAUUCUGUAGCUUCUAAGCACUGUUGGGUCUUCCAAGUGGUACUGUAGUUCAGACUGUGCUGUAUAGAGCUGUUUAAGGUACAAUUAGUGAGCAACAGCUGAAAUCCAUUUUAGGCACAUGGUAAGAAUAGCAUCUUGCCCUCAAGAAGAGACUGUGUCUGGGUACUUCAUCAGAACUGCAGGAGGGUGAGGAUUCCUGCCCCACUCCCUGAGUUGUACAAAUUCUCUGAUAGCUAAGAAGGAAAGUGAAGUUAACUGAUCUAACUUGAACUUGAAACUGCCACAG